UCCAUUGACGAAGAUUUAUAAAGAAUAAAGCUGUUGAUAAACAGAGAUUUUGAUUUUUGAGGGGUAAAAAAAGAAGCAAAAAUGGUGCUGUGGGAGAUCGCAUUGGGAACGGCUUAUUUCUUGGGGCUUAAACGAAGUUACAAGCUUGCUUUGAAGAUUCAGCGACGGAUUAUUAGUCGUAACCAGCCACGGCUUCAACAAUUUGUUCAAAGAACGCGUGUUGUAUUCGACAUAGCACUCAAGGUUCACAGGAACAUACAGCAUAGAGACUUAGAAGUUGGUCGAAACCUUGGUGAUUGUAUCCUCCGCUGGCUCCAUAAAAUAAAACCUUCAGCUCAAAUCCGAGGUCCUCCGCCUCAUCAAGAGCCCAACCACGGUACUGGCAAAGCAAACAUGAACAUGCCAAAGCAAGUGACAAACACAUCUUCACCGAAAACUCCACGAAGCAACCAGUCACCUCGAAACCAUGAUGCUGGUAGACAUCUUUUUAGUUCAUUAACAAGUACAUGGUCUAAGUCCUUCCCUACUACCAUUGCAAUGAUGAUGCAACCACCAACUGCUACCGGAAACAUGACUCGGUGCCGGCAUUUGAGCAUUAACGGACCCGACGCAUCGAGGCUGAACUACACGAGAGACCAGGGAGUUGUUAGAAAGGACAUAAUGCAAUGGAUGGUGCGCAAGUGAAGAUGAAAGACCUCAUCUGUUUGCAUUUAUGGAGUUCCAAAAAUAUGAAACUUUCCUGAGAACCACUAAACUGGGUUUACUUAGGAUAAUAAUCCAUGUUUUUGGUCAUAAUUAUGUCAUUAUUUUCGUGUCGAGUUAGUGUAAGGUGUUAUAUAUAUAUAUAUAUAUAUAUAUUCAUAUUUUGAAUUAUUAAUAAUUUAUAUAAUGAUUUUAAUACAUGUGAAUCAUUGUUG
Gossypium raimondii (Peruvian cotton) is the source of this 917-nucleotide messenger RNA. RefSeq lists its product as uncharacterized. The coding region runs from base 82 to 684 and encodes 200 amino acids. The transcript is spliced from 2 exons. The record is from RefSeq and is a predicted model, not a curated record. Lineage: Eukaryota; Viridiplantae; Streptophyta; Magnoliopsida; Malvales; Malvaceae.